AUGGACGCGGCGGCAGAGCCCCUACUGCCGCAGCCGGCGACCGCCCUGGACCACCUCGGCCGGCCGGUCUCCCGCCACACCACCGGCCGGUGGUCCGCAGCCGUCUUCAUCAUCGGGGUGGAGAUCUCGGAGCGGUUCGCGUUCGGGGGCAUCUCGGGGAACCUGAUCACCUACCUCACCGGCCCGCUCGGGCAGUCCACGGCUUCGGCCGCCGCGGCCAUCAACGCGUGGAGCGGCGCCGCGCUUAUGCUGCCGCUGCUCGGGUCCGCCGUCGCUGACUCAUGGCUCGGCCGCUACCGUACUAUCAUCAGCGCCUCCCUCCUCUACAUCCUGGGACUGGGUAUGCUCACCCUAUGGUCAAUUUUUGUGCCACAACAACCAGCACAAUUUGGAGACAGCGUGGGUUCCUCAGUAUCCUGGAUAGGUGUUCAUUUAGCUUUCUUCUAUGUGUCACUUUACAUAGUGGCAUGUGCUCAAGGGGGCCACAAACCAUGUGUCCAAGCAUUUGGGGCUGACCAAUUUGAUGAGAAUGAUCCUGAAGAAUGUGCCUCAAGGAGCUCCUUCUUCAAUUGGUGGUACUUUGGGGCAUAUGGAGCCAAUAUUAUUACAAUUUCAAUCUUGAAUUACAUUCAAGAUAACAUAAGCUGGCAGUUUGGGUUUGGUAUCCCAUGCAUUGCCAUGUCUGUUUCUCUUGCAAUUUUCUGGCUUGGUACGAAGAAGUACCGCUUCUAUCCUCCAGUGAGUAGCGAAGGCCUAUUUGAAAAUAUUGGUAAAUCACUUCUUGCAUGGAUUCGAUGCUGUUGUGCAUCAUGGUAUCCAAAAUCAUCUGACGAGUGUCACUUUGCAACUACAUCAUCAUCCAUGGGAGACAAGUACAACAGAGAAACUAAAUAUUUCCCUGAUGUUGCUGUUGCAGUGCUUAAAUUGCUCCCAAUAGGGGCAACCUGCCUGAUCUAUGCAGUUGUCUUUGCUCAAUGGAUGACAUUAUUCACUAAGCAAGCAAGUACACUAGAUAGGUGGAUAGGUACCUUACAGGUACCAGCUGCUACCCUUCAAAGCUUAAUCAGUGUGUCAAUUGUUGUAUUUGUUCCUAUAUAUGACAGCAUCCUUAUUCCACUGGCCAAGAAAUACUCAAGGAACACUUGUGGUAUCACAACAUUGCAACGAAUUGGGAUUGGAAUGGUUAUAUCUGUGAUCCUGAUGGUUGUCGCAGCCCUUGUGGAGAUGAGAAGACUCAGGGUAGCAAGAGAUUAUGGCCUGGUUGACAAACCUGGUGUCACAAUCCCUAUGAGCUUCUGGUGGGUGGUCCCUCAAUUCAUUCUGUCUGGCUUGGCAGAUGUGUUCACAAUGGUCGGCUUGCAAGAAUUUUUCUAUGACCAAGUACCAGAUGGUUUGCGCAGCUUGGGGCUUGCUUUAUACUUGAGCAUAUUUGGACUCGGGAGCUUCAUUAGUAGCUUCCUUGUGUAUACAAUCGACAAGGUAACCAGUAGGGGAGGAGACAGUUGGUUCUCUGACAAUCUAAACCGAGGGCACCUUGAUUACUUCUAUUGGCUUUUAGCUGUGCUCAAUGUUCUUGGCUUGGCUGCAUACCUGUAUUUUUCACAAGUGUAUACUCACAAGAGAAAGGGCGUUUUAGCACAGUGA
This is a messenger RNA of Miscanthus lutarioriparius, 1644 nucleotides long. NCBI's taxonomy places the organism in Eukaryota, Viridiplantae, Streptophyta, Magnoliopsida, Poales, Poaceae. The record is from the annotation of a GenBank genome assembly.